AUUAUAUUAUAAUAAUUCAUAAUAAAUCAUGAAUUAAAAAAAAAUAUAAUCAUAUUCUUUAAAUAUAAUAGUAAUGCAUUCUUCUAUAAAUCUCCUUCUUUAAAAUAUAAUUUAUUAGAUUUUUAUUGUAAUUUCAAGACAUUUACUUUCGUAUUUGUAAACAAAAGAAACUGCAAUUAUAGAUCCAUUUGUGUGUGUGUGUCUCAAAGAUCAAACUAGAUAUUAAAAAAGUUUACGUGUACGUAAGAGAAUAUGACGGUAAACUUGUAGAAAUUUCCGAAAUGAAAAUGAAGUGAAGCGGAACAAUUAAUUAGAUCGCUCCUACUAAUUAUAUAAGUUCUUUACAGAGAAUUUAAUUUUAUCGAUAAUGGUAAAAGGUGUACAUAGAAAAAUUCAUUAAUUUUCUAAAUUGCUUAAGAAACUAUACGCUUCUUCAUAUGAUUCAUAAUAUUCCAUCCUAAUUGUUUAUAAGCUAGUUAGACAUUUCUGAAUAUUUUAUUAUCGCACAUCUACACGCUCUUUGCAUUUAAAUAUUAGUCAUGCAAGAACUGUGUUCAACGAUCAUUCUCAAUGCACAGGAUAUAAUUAGGAGGAAUAUAUCAAUAUUUUGAACGAUUCCUAUUUUUCAUAUCAAUAUUAAUAAUAAUAACGAUAAUAAAUAUUUUUUUCAUUAAAAAGGAAAAUUGAAGAAAUUAAAUAAAAAUUAUCAAUUUGAUUUUAUUACAUUAAAUAUCGCUCGACAAUGUUGGACAUUUCUUUAUACAUACGAUGUCAAAUAAAUUCUAAAUAAUAGAUUAAAGGAGAAAAGAGAAACAUUGAAAUUAUUCAUUUGAUUUUAUUAUUAAAUAAUAUCGAUAUAUUGUGUUAUUCGUUUCUUUACGCGUAUCUAACAGAUAACAGAUAGUAUAUUAUUGUAAAACCAAAUGUAGGUUUUUUUUUUUUUUUUUUUUUUUUUUUUUUUUUUUUUUUUCCUUUUUACUCGCGAGAAGUAGUGGAGAUAGUUAUUUGCUCGGACGUACGCACAUAGCGCAGACUCGAAGGCUCGUUUAUUCCUAAUUCUAGUUGGCUUUCAUUCGUUAUUCCACGUUGUUACAGCAACAUUCGUAGUCGUGUUCUUCGCUCUUGUUCCAUCACUUUGCAUCUCUGACCUGUUGCGUGACAGACGAAAUUUAUGAAAUAACAAAAACAUAAUUUUAAUGAAAUAAUGCUUGAGAAACACAAGAAGAAAACUCGUGAAAAAUGAUCGUACGAAAGACGAAGACACGAUCAUUACAUUUAGUAUACUCGAUAAAUUAUAUCCUACGUAUAUCCUGCUUGUUCUCGGUACUUUCGAUAAGAAAUAUUAUCAUGGGUAAAGAAAUAUUAUCAUAGUUAUGACGAGACAUUACGAGAGAUAAACGCUCGUAUAUAUUUUGACUGAUUAAAUGCAUGCCGCUUUUGUAUGGUGAUGUUAAAGGAUAUAACAUUUCUUUCAGUAUAUAAGAUAGCCCAUAAAAACGGAUCCUCAUUCGUACGUACAGGAUACUUAAUGAUAUAUACGCAAUUGUACGAUCGCAUUGUUACAUCUACACACACAUAUAUAUAUAUGUAUAUAUACCUACGAAUGUAUGGAUACUCGCAUACCUGUAGAUAGGCAGGUAAUGGUUGGUUUUAUACGUUUCUACGUGGAGUCUGAUGACACCAUGCUAAAAAGGAGGAAUAUCCUUCAUGGAAAUUCCGGUAGGACGAAUUUCAAAAUUUGGUCGGUAUUGGGAAAUCGAAAAAAGGGAAAGAUAAACGGUAGAAUAAGAUCUAAUCAAGAAAAUACAUUUCCGUUAAGAACUCGACAAUUUCUUCAUAACGAGAACGUUAACACGUUACAUCCUAUAAAUAAUGACGAGGAUUCGGAGGAGAGCUUUCAUCGGGCGAUCAGCCCGAUCUUAUGGUGGGCACAAUUCUUCGGCUUGCUCCCGUUAUCCGGAAUAUCUGCGAAUUUACCGUCGAGAUUAAUAUUCAAGAAAAUCUCUUUUCGAACCGCUUACGCCAUCAUAGUAGCUGCUUCGAUAUUCGUAAUGGCGAUACUGUCGAUCAUUCACAUGAUAAAGACCCUCAAACCCGAAUCGUUCGGUGUGCGUGGUGGAAUAGCUGCGGCAACAGCCGGGGCAAUAUUCUAUGGAAAUGGUUUAUGUGGAACGAUCAUGUUCCUUUGGUUAUCGCCACGUUGGGUGAUCCUUCAAAACGAUUGGAAGGCAAUGGAACAAUUCAUAGAUAGCAACAAAUAUCAACGACCACGGCUUCGUUGGAAAUUCAUAAUAAUAAGUAGCAUCAUACUUUUUUUCGCUCUCUUCGAACAUAUUGUAAGCGUAAUUAACAACAGUACUAACUUUGAAUGGGGAACAUCGAAUUCAACCUUUACCAAUUUUUUACACAUUUACACCGUCAACUCUCAUAACUUUAUUUUGGAAAACGGUACGUUCAUUUAUACUUUCUUACUCGGAUCAAUGAGAGCACCUUUCAAUGUUAUUAAAUUAAUCCUGUUCAAUGAUCGUUUUACAGUCGAUUAUAACUUCGCCAUUGGUCUUUACGUAUUUAUAGUGAGCAAGAUAGCGACUUUCGUAUGGAACUUCACAGAUUUAUUCGUCGUGUUGAUUUCCACUGGUCUAGCUGAAAGAUACAAGACAUUGAACAAGAGAUUAUUCGAUACGGCGAAAAAGCACACGAACAAUGUCGAUUGGAGUGAAUAUAGAAACGAUUACGCCAUCCUAAGUUCACUGGUGAAAAAAGUGGACAAUGAUAUAUCUCCGAUAAUACUCCUUUCCUUCGCAAAUAAUCUCUACUUUAUUUGUUUACAAUUAUUGAAUGGAAUAUCCGGACCUGAAGGCGACGAUAUUUUGAGUAAUCUUUACUUCUUUGGUUCCUUUGCCUUCCUCAUUCUUCGAACGUGUGCCGUAACUUUAUUGACCGCCAGAAUAAAUGAUCAAAGUAAAACGGUACUCCCAUUGCUGUAUAAUUGUUCUUCGUCAACCUAUAACAUCGAGACACAAAGAUUGCAGUAUCAGCUUUCCACCGACGAUAUUUCACUAACAGGCUUACGUUUCUUUUCCAUCACGAGGAACUUUAUGCUAGCGCUAACUGGAGCGAUCGUAACGUACGAGGUCGUGCUUCUUCAGUUCAACGUUGCUAUGAUAAAUUGAAUCAACGGUGGAAGCUACCUUCAAACAUUGUCUCUCUCUCUUUCUCUCUCUCUCUUUCUCUCUAUGUUUUUAGAUUAUUUAAUGAAGAUAUACUACUUUGCAAAAAGGAAAAUAAAAGAAUAUAAAAAAGGCUGAUCGAAAGCAAAACUACCCCGAUUGAAAAUUCUUAUACAUAAAUUAUUUCAACGAAUUAAGCACAAUUUAUAUCUAAAUAAGAAAAGUGUUAGAAAUAUUAAAGAAUUGGUAAUAGGAUUGUCACCUCGCAAAUGUUCGUGAUGUUAGACUGGACCGUUUGUUGUAUAUUAUUUAUUUGUACUAAUACUAGCUCGUAAGUGACGAUAGUGCCCGCAAUCUAAACAAAUGUUCAAAUCAUUUUUAAAUUUUUACGCGAUUAUAAAUUUAUUGAAUAUAUUUUUGUAUGUAUAAAAAUCUAAUCGUUAGAUUACACUUACCGUCAAGACGAGGCCUCUCGUAACAGAGAAAAAUUUCAUUCCGGUCAGGCUUAUAUUGUCGGUUGUGACUUGGGUCAAAAAUCUCAUUACCUGAAAGAAGUUUCCCAAAAAAAGAAGACAAAAAAAAAAAAGAAAAAAAAACUUUUCAAAGGAACAAAGAAAACUAAGAAGAUUUGAUAAAAAUAAGAAUAUUAGCAUACCUCAGUGGAAUAGCUGGCACUCGAAACGCUGUAAAGUAUCGGUGCUGGCAAACGGGAUUCGUCAUUAACGGAAGCUGCAUACAAGGAUACAGCCGUGGUCCUCGUGAGAAGAAAUCCAAAGGAAAAACAAAAGUAUAUCUUCUGUAUGUGACUGCGUUGCAAACUUCCCGAUCAAAAAGAGAAAGAAAGAUAUAUAUAUAUAUAUAUAUGACAGAAAGGAGAACAAAAAAUUACAAAAAAUGUAUAUUUGAUUUACUUGAAAGAGAAUAGUAGCUGAAUGCAAAUGAAGUAUAGAUCGGUCGCAAACGAGAGAAAAACGAUUGUUGAAAUAUGAGAAUCGACUCGUCUGGUCAAACCAGCCAGAUGAUUGUAAUCGUUUCUAGCCUCGGCCCACCACCAGUCCGGCAUUGCCUUUAAAAUGUCAUAGUAUUAAUAGCUAUGAAAAAGAAAUUUGUUCCUUUUUAAUUACUUGCCUUUCCUCUAACGGAAUUAAGACGACUAUUCAAUUGUUGAAAUUGAUCUGCCAGAGCCAUGCUUACGAGGAUCAAGAAAAGAUCGACAAAGUUCCAUGAGAAGGUGCUUAGCAAGUUAACUAUUUCCACUAAUAUAGCUUUCCAUACACUGUAGGACAUUUGCGAGAAUACCUAUUUCAUCGCGGUAAACACAAUUAUUGCAUUUUAAACGAGCUUCGUCUGAAGCGUACCAACGAAAGAUAUAAAAAGAUUAUAUCUCGUUGAACAUGCGAAAGAAUGUGCAGAUUGUAUACUUUACCUGUGUGUAUUGUGAUUCAAAAUAUUCUGCGAUAACGUCGGAAUCACUUCGAUAUUUUGCACAUGUCAUUGCAUAAAAGAAACCCUUAAGUAUAGAUAAUGAAUGUUCGACUGUAAUCAUUUUGAAAAGAACAUUAAAAUUAUUUUAAUCCAAACUUGAACUAAAAACUGCACCCUAGUUAUUAUAUAAAUAUGAAUGAUUCAAAUGUUUCGAUAAGAAAAAUAUACUUACCCAAUGCGAGAAUCAUCACGAUGGCGGUAGUUAAUUUAAAUCUACCGGCAAGACUUAUUCGAGAAAUUCUCCGAUGUCUAAACAUGAACUCUCGUUCGACUUUUUCCCACGUUAACGCCAAGCAAGGCCAUAAUUUGGCGAGUUUUAGAAAUAGGAGAGACGCGAUGAGAGAGGUGCCAUAAAAAACUAAACCAGUUGCUAUUGCAACGAUACGUAAGUAUAAAGAUUAUAGAAUUUAACGGGAUUUGUAUUACUUUUGAAAUUAAAUUACUUACUCAUCUUCAUGGAAUUUAUACCCGUAGUGAAUUGUAAGACAUUUAAUACGGUCAUAACAGUAGUGCUUAAAAAGAAUACGAUGGUGUACAAUAAUUUUGGGCUAUACCAGGUGAAUCUGAAAGUAUAUAUGUACAUAAAGCUCGUGAAAUAAUUCUACGUUUAUCUCGUUAUGAUAUUUAAUCGAUGAUUUUUCAACUUGCUUUAAAUAAGAUGCAUCCGGACUGUUGACACCGGAAACUGGAAGUAUCGAAAAGCAAUUCGCCAACAAGAUGAUCGGUCUGAUCGACGCGUGAAAACUAUCGGUAGCCGGAUUAAAAUUGUUCACCAAAGAUACGUUCGUUUCGGAUACUGAAAAUGAAAAGUUUCCACGAAUUGGAUCUCUCUCUGUUAUACUUUCAUAUUUUUGCAAUCCCCAUAGAGAACAAAAAUUUAUCGACUUACCUUCUGGAUUUUCUACGUCGGUCUUCAAUGUAUCGAAUCUACUUAAUUGUAGAUUGCUUUUAGGAGAUCUGGAAACAUUAUUACGCGUCACAAAUAUUCUCCUAAAACGUUGGCAAAUUGUCCAUUUUGAUUUCGAGACUCGAUUCAUAUUUUCAAUCGAUUUACAUCACGUUCCUUUCAUAUCUUAAAUGGUAUCGUAAAAUAACGAACACUUACAAAAACUUAAGACAAGGAUUUUAUCACCGCGAUAUAAACGGUGUGCGCGGAACAGAAUCGCAUGGCGAACAGAAGACGGAAUUCUCUCCUCGGAGCUUUAUUGGGCCAAGAGAAAACAGGUGGUGGGUGUUUUAUAAACAAUGGAAACUCGAUAAACCUCUGUGGCUUCGAUUGAGAACUUGAAUAGAGACCUUGUGAAAUGAUUCGUCGCGAGGUAGAAAAAAGAUCAGGGUGGAAUGCCACCCCCUCUGAAGCAGACGAAUCCUAUUUAUUUCGAAAUUUUCAAUUUAUUUAUAUCAAAGGUAUCUAUCUGUAUUAAAGGUAUAACAUAGACAUAUUUAUUUCCAUUAUUUUCAUAUCGACUUGUCUAAUUAGCAUGAACGUUUCAUCCAUUCCGUCAAUAAAUACGCGUUAGAGCCAAAGAAUGCAGAUACAUUCAUUUUCCCUCUUCAUUAAGUUAAUUGUCAUAUGCAAUCAUAUUAAAUUCGAUCAAUAAAUCGGUGUUCGUCGAUAUUAAUUUUUCCAAUAGUAUUUUAACUAAUAUACAUAUGUACGUGUAAAUACGCUAUUACAUUUAAUAAGUGUAUACAGU
Molecule: messenger RNA, 6352 nt
Organism: Vespa velutina
Lineage: Eukaryota; Metazoa; Arthropoda; Insecta; Hymenoptera; Vespidae
Product: gustatory receptor for sugar taste 64f-like
Exons: 10
Coding region: 1608-3173 (521 amino acids)
Biological process (GO): sensory perception of chemical stimulus; detection of chemical stimulus involved in sensory perception of taste
Cellular component (GO): membrane
Molecular function (GO): taste receptor activity
Source: RefSeq, a predicted model, not a curated record